GUACUUUCAGAUGUAUAAUUUGUAGUUACUAUGGAUUACAAAAUUUUAAAUCCAAAUUUCAGAUACCAAUACUUAAUUCUAUAUUUAGUUAAUCAAAAUAAUAACGUGAAGGUUCCCAUAACCGUUAUCUUCAAAUUAAUGAACCUAAUUACAUUGUAAUCAACAUCAUAAAGAGCACAUUAUAGGGUGUAGACACGUCCGCGCUGUUUUGCUUUUAAUAUUUAGCAACCUUGUUUUUUUUAAAGUAAAUUUAUAUAUUUUAAACUUUAAUAAUUCAGAAUAAAAUAACUUAUCAUUGUGUUUAUAUGGAGGAAAACACAUUUUCAAUAUUUUAGAACAUAAAAAACUAAAGGAUAUCUGUUUGUGCCGGGUGCACUUGUGCAAUAUAUGGAUUUUAGUUUGACAGUUAGUUUGACUGAAGAAAUUGUAACUGACGAGAAAGGCAGUAGUUCAAAGAGCAGUUUAUUUCGAAAUAUUAAUGUAUUGAUUUGAAUGGGGGUAUAAUGCAUUUUAAAAACUGAAUAUAUUUAGUUUAAAUUAAAAAUAUGGCGGAAAUAACUUUAAAAAUUCAAGAUCAAGUUUUUAAUGUUAAUAAAGAAACAUUGUGCGAAUACAGUGAUUAUUUUCGGGCUAUGUUUAGUGGAAAUUAUGCUGAAAAUGAACAACAAGUAAUUUCAAUUGAUGUGUUAGAUCCUAAUAUAAUGAACAUUAUAGUGCAGUAUAUGCAAAUCGGUUUAAUAGAUCUUUCAGAAUUAGAUCUGCCUACUAUUGGGGAUAUAGCGAUAGCAGCAAAUUUUUUACAAAUAACCGAAUUGCUUAAACAGAUAGAGUAUACUUUAGAUUCACAAACCUGUGAAUCUAAUUUCAUGGAAACAAUGGCCAUAGCCGAAACCUCUACAUUUAGGAAAUUGGAACAGUAUUCUGCAGCUUAUGGACUCUAUGCAUUUAGAUCAAUGAAGCCAGAAUAUAUACCCACUAUUCACAAACUGGCUUGGUAUUUAUCACAUCCAUAUCUGGACUGUCAGUCAGAAUUGGAUGUCUUUAAAUUUGGAUUUCAAUGGGUGUUGAAAAAUGAAACUGGUGCUGAUGCUAUACUUAUUAUACUUGGCUGUUUGGAUAUGAAAACUAUGAGUAGUAACGACUUUGAAGAAAUGAAAGUGCUGAUGAAGGAUUUUGAAAACAGUUUAGCAGCAAAAGUAAUUGAGUGUAUCUGUGAAUUAUUGAAAAUGGAACAAGAAAUAUCCUUAGAGGUAUUAGAUAUGCAUAAAUUGGAUGUAUUAGAGAAGUUCAAUGAAAGAGUGUUGACUGAAAUCAAAAAUAUUGUUAAAGAGAGUAAGACUCGCCUUUUAAAAUAUACUCCGUUGAUUCCAAUGUGGUUACUGAAAGAUUCAAAGCCGGAACUGCUGCCACAUUGUAUGUACACUUAUACUAAAGACAAUGGAUUUGAAAAAUGGUUAGAGGUAGCUGAGAAGAAUUUAUGGGGUUGGAAUGUAGUGGCAUGGGGAUUGACAAAACUUGUUAUUGUUUGUGGUGAAUACGGAAGGGGCACUGGAACAUUCAUGAAAGAUGUCAAAGUUUAUGAUGUAUUGAGGAAAGAGUGGACGAGGCAUGGUGUUGAUUUACCUCCUAGAAGACACAGCGGUGUCGCUGUUGUUGGAGAUUCUCUCUAUAUUGUUGGUGGAGUAGGUGGGUUUAGGGUUGUGAUGGACACAGUUAUUAUGUAUGACUUAAAACAGCGUUCAUACAGGAAAAUUGCAAAACUCCCAGAUGCUAUACAAAACCCAGCUGUUUGUUCACAUGAGAACAGAGUUUAUGCCGCUGGACAGAAGAACAUUUAUCGCUACGAGGAUCUGGGCUCUACGGAUACUUGGAAAAAUAUUGUGGGGACCGAAAUCAGAAUGAGUUGUUUGAGAUCUUUCAAACAAUAUAUAUAUUGCAUGCAAGGAUACUUUAGUCACCUAUACAGAUUUCGGCCAGAUUUUGACCAAAGAUUGGAGCUCAUUACAUACUUCUCUAAUCUACCAGCUACUAUGUGUAAUUUAGGGGACAGUCUUAUAGUAUUCACUAGGACUGUUUGUGGUCAAUGCGAUAUUCUGGCUGUGGAAGAAUACAGAGGACAGUCUAAGGCGGAGAAGCCGAGGGUUCUGGCAACACUAUCGAAGACUUCCAUGAGAGUCAAUGAUGUCGCCGGGUCUUGUGCAUUAGUUAUGACAGUACCGCCAUUAAAGUCGCCGUUGUCUCAGUACCAGGAAAGAUAUUUAACGAGAUACAUCGAACCAGUAUGAAUUCUUAUAUAUGUAUGACUGUAUAAUAUUCUCUAGUCUUAAGUUCAAUGGUUUAUAAAUAAAAAACAUGUUUGUUAUUUAUUAAUUUACAUCUAUUUAGACGUUCAUUUACAAACAUACUAAUUGUUUGUGUACAUACAUUUGUACAUUAUUAUUAAAGUAUGUUCUGUUAAUAUUUAAAUUAACUUGUUACGUUAUGAUAGCAUUAUAUGCGAUUUCAAUGAGACUAGCGGUCAACAAUCAAUAAAAUAAAUCUUUGCAUAUGAUAAGAUACACAUUUUCAUGUAAUUAUUCAAAUUAUGUCGUCUAAAAACGAAGUUAACCGACGUUGAUGUUAAGCUAGGUUAUGUUAUUUACAAUGAGUAAAACUUAAUAGAAGCGAUUAUUAAUAUGUAUUAACAUUAAGGCCACUCGCAUUGAUUACUCUAUAUAUUAUAUGAAGCACCAUGUUAUAUUGUAAUGGCACUGUAUUUAUCUCUUACAGGACUAAAGUCAUGUGGCAGUCGUACUAAAUCAUGAGGAGCUCGUUCAGUUCAACUGUCUGUUGUAUUUGUAUAAGCA
This is a messenger RNA of Danaus plexippus (monarch butterfly), 2846 nucleotides long. Its product is annotated as kelch-like protein 25. The record is from RefSeq and is a predicted model, not a curated record. The coding region runs from base 546 to 2285 and encodes 579 amino acids. Lineage: Eukaryota; Metazoa; Arthropoda; Insecta; Lepidoptera; Nymphalidae. The transcript has 4 exons. Gene Ontology annotation, molecular function: protein binding.